GCAGAAACCUCUAAUCCAAACAACCAGUAAAAAACCUCAGCUCUUAAAAACUCACACAACCAAAAUUCAGAAAGUGAAACUCCAAAAAGAACUUCAAAUUCAAUGUCGUAAACCAAACAUAUUGAAAACGAAAGUACUCAAAUAAAAAAGAAAAAUCCUCGGCCAAAUCCAAAUUCCCCCAUAGCUGCUCCUCACUCUUUACACUUUCUUUUUUCUUUCACAGCUCCCAUUCCAAAACUCCACCACUCAAAUUUCGCUAGCUAAGGCCUAAGCUAGCCACCCUUACCUAAAAAGACAAAAGUUCUUCCCCAGCUCAUACCCCACAUGCCCACUUUACAAAACAAUCUAGAUUCCAAUUCUAAGCCAAUCCCAGUGACUCCAUUUUUUUCUUCCUCAUUCAUUUUCUGUCAUUUUCCCACCCUCUACAACCCCAAUAUUCUUUGUUUUUUAUUUUUCUUUUAACCUUCUACUUUCAUUUCAUUCUUCCCCAUAUUUCAACAAUUCUUCUCCCAUUUCUCUAACCCGAGAAGACCCAGAAAUGCCACCGGAAGAAGGUACAACUUUUCCAAGCUUAGAAAAUGAAGAAGAACGAGAAUAUUCUUUUGCAGUGGAAUAUACCGGCCCUCCGGUACCCUACGAGCUUCCACGAGCAGUUCCAAUCAACGUCGAGAAAAUCCCAUUAGCCGCCGUUGCUUCAAAGGUACCACUUUCCAAUACUGAACUUCAUAUACCAGUUGUAACUCCAAUUUUAGCACCAGAUCGUAACAGAUUCUCUAAAGAACUUCUUCUUCAACCAACUGUUUCACCGACUUCGGUUAUUGCUUUUGAAGAAAGGGUUUCUGAAAAUACUAACAACUGUUUGUUAUCUGGAGAGUUAAGUAGUUACGAGUCUGGGGAGUUAGCUGAAUUGAUUAACAAUAAUGAUAUUUCUUCGCGGCGGUUAGGGGCUUGUUCUGUUAGUAAUGAACAUUCGAGUAUGCUUGAUUAUUGUGAUAGCUUUGAUAAAUCCAGGGAAAGUUCAUCGCGAGCAGGGGUUUCGAAUGAUGAUGAUUUGAAUCAAGCUGAUUGGGGUUCUAAUGAGUCUGUUUUGAGUUUAGAUUACCCGUCUUCGCGGGUUUCUUCUCUUAAGACUGGGGAUUGUAAUAAUGAUUCAAGUGCUGAAGUUAGGAGACCUCAGGUUGUUACUUUUCGAGAUAUUGAAUCGGAUAAUGGACUCGAUGAGGAAUUUAGUCAAGAUGAUGUGCAACAUCAGGUUGUUACAGUUAAAAGAGAGCCACAAACGAAAGGGAAGAAAGGGUCAUGCUAUCGAUGUUUUAAAGGGAAUAGGUUCACAGAGAAGGAGGUUUGUAUCGUUUGUGAUGCCAAGUAUUGUAGUAAUUGCGUGCUUAGAGCUAUGGGGUCUAUGCCUGAAGGAAGGAAAUGUGUUACUUGUAUUGGAUUUCCGAUUGAUGAGUCCAAACGUGGGAGUUUGGGAAAGUGUUCACGAAUGCUUAAACGGCUGCUUAGUGAUUUGGAGGUAAGACAGAUAAUGAAGGCUGAAAAGUUGUGUGAAGCAAAUCAGCUGCCCCCUGAGUAUAUUUGUGUGAAUGGACAACCUCUUUGUCAUGAGGAGUUGGCUAUAUUGCAGAGUUGCCCUAACCCACCAAAGAAGCUAAAACCAGGAAGCUAUUGGUAUGAUAAAGUAUCCGGUCUUUGGGGAAAGGAGGGACAGAAACCUUCCAAGAUAAUUAGUCCCCAUCUAAAUGUUGGUGGUUCUAUCAGGCCAGAUGCUAGCAAUGGAAGCACACAAGUUUGCAUAAAUGGUCGAGAAAUCACAAAAGUAGAACUUAGGAUGUUGCAGUUGGCAGGGGUUCAAGUUGCGGGCAACCCACACUUUUGGGUGAAUGAAGAUGGGUCAUACCAAGAAGAGGGACAAAAAAAUACAAAAGGAUAUAUAUGGGGAAAGGCUGGAACAAAGCUUGUCUGUGCUGUCUUGUCACUGCCUGUUCCUUCUAAAUAUUCAAAUCCUUGCAUGGAGCCGCUGAGUAGCAUGACCAGCAGAUCUGUUCCUGACUAUCUUGAGCAGCGCACAUUACAGAAAAUUCUUUUGGUUGGAUCUACUGGAUCUGGGUCAAGUACCAUAUUUAAGCAGGCAAAGAUUCUUUAUAAAGAUGUACCAUUUUCGGCGGGUGAGCGUGAAAAUAUAAAGUUGAGUAUCCAAACCAACAUGUAUGGUUAUCUUGGCAUUCUUCUUGAGGGCCGUGAACGUUUUGAGGAAGAGAGUUUGGCUGAAAUGAGGAAGAGGAAUUGUUCCAAGGAAACUGACCCUGAAGCAGGGAGUAGUGAUGAUAGUGAUAACAAAACUAUCUAUUACAUUGGCCCAAGGCUCAAAGCAUUCUCUGACUGGCUUCUGAAGACUAUGGUGUCAGGCAAUUUGGAUGCCAUUUUUCCAGCUGCUACUCGUGAAUAUGCACCAUUAGUUGAGGAGUUGUGGAAGGAUGCAGCCAUUUGGGCAACUUACAACAGGAGAAGUGAAUUGGAAAUGCUACCUAGUGUUGCUAGUUAUUACUUGGAGCGGGUUGUUGAGAUAUUGAGAAUGGACUAUGAACCCUCAGAUGUGGAUAUCCUAUAUGCUGAGGGUGUUACUUCAUCAAAUGGGCUUGCCUGUGUGGACUUUUCAUUUCCCCAUUCUUCAUCUGAUGAAAGCAUUGACACUGGUGAUCAGCAUGACUCAUUGCUCAGGUACCAACUAAUUAGAGUGCAAGCAAGAGGCCUUGGAGAAAACUGCAAGUGGCUAGAGAUGUUCGAAGAUGUUGGAAUGGUCAUCUUCUGUGUUGCCUUGAGUGACUAUGACCAGUUCUCUGCUGAUGGGACUAAUAAGAUGCUAUUAAGCAAGAAAUUCUUUGAAAGCAUCGUUACACAUCCAACAUUUGAUCAGAUGGACUUCCUUUUAAUACUAAACAAAUUUGAUCUGUUUGAGGAAAAGAUAGAACGGGUACCACUGAGUCGGUGUGAAUGGUUUGAUGAUUUUCAUCCCAUGAUCAGUCGUCAUCGUACAAAUACAAAUAGCAACAGCAUUAAUAAUAAUCCUACGCUGGGACAGCUGGCAUUCCAUUAUAUCGCAGUCAAGUUCAAGAGGCUUUAUUCUUUGUUCACUGGGCGGAAGUUGUAUGUUUCCCACGUGAAAGGAUUGGAAUCCAGUAGCGUCGAUGCAGCUCUUAAAUAUGCAAGGGAGAUUCUAAAAUGGGAUGAAGAGAGAGCCAACUUGAGCUUAAGUGAGCACUCAUUUUAUAGCACGGAAGCAAGUUCCUUCUCUCAUUGAUGUCUAAUUUCUAGGGCAGAAAGGCCUCUGCUAAUUCAUCCAUGCCAAUGUACAUACUAUGCCCAUGUAAAUUGACAAGAGAAGACGGUGCUUAUGUGCCUUGCAGCUGUAAGAUUACUCAUUCAAGGUCGUUUUAGGGCAGUGCAUCGACUAUCAUGCUAUGGUUCUUUACUUAGGUACUAGCGUACAAGUUAUAAUGUCCAUAGAUGUGUUUUUUGAACAAUGCUCUAUGUAGCUGCCGCUUUGUACACAAUUCAUUGCAUUCAUUUGUAAGAUAUGAUGAAAAUGUAUGAUUUAGUGAUAGCCAGAAUGCAGAUCACAUACUCGGCUCCUCAAGUAUAUUAAAGUUGUGAAGAAAAUCUCCUGGGACGGUGAUAACAAUUGACGACAAUGAAUAUGGGUGGUUAAUAUUUCGCAUUUUGCUUUAUUUUCAGGAUGAGCUUAUGGGUUCCAGGUUUUCUUGCCAGUCAUCUGUAGUUUGGAAACUAUCUGCUUUGAAACCGCUAACAGUAUUGUAUUAUGGAAAGCCCUUAUCAUCCAUGGGCCAUUCGAUUUUGAACUGUUAAUCUGGCAAAGACAGCAGUUUGCAAUCAUAUGUAGUCAACAAGUCACAGCUUGUGGUGCAAUGCUGCAUUUUUUCCAGGAAUGGGACUGCUUUGUUUUUUCGACUGAUAAAAAGUAAACGCAACUCAACAGGGCAAACAAGGGUGAAGAAUAUGCUAAGCCGGCACCGCAGGAGAGGGCCCAUUAGAAGACUAAGAGCUUAGACCGCGGACGGUAUAGCAAAAUAGACCUUGCAAGUCUAGCUACUUUUUAAAAAUUCUGUUUCCGGCGACUUGCCAGAGCUGUAUUUUUCUUGGAAUAUAGAAAUGUAUGACUUUUGGGAAUUGGUUGAUUUUUAAAUGCUAUAGCAUGAUAUCACUCGGUGCUUGAAAGGAUUUGCUUGCGUAUGAUCUAUAAAAGGGAAUCAUCAAAUUAAAGUAAGAAAAAUGAAUCCAUA
Messenger RNA from Durio zibethinus, 4301 nucleotides. Its product is annotated as extra-large guanine nucleotide-binding protein 1-like. Lineage: Eukaryota; Viridiplantae; Streptophyta; Magnoliopsida; Malvales; Malvaceae. The record is from RefSeq and is a predicted model, not a curated record. Gene Ontology annotation, molecular function: GTPase activity; G-protein beta/gamma-subunit complex binding; guanyl nucleotide binding. Gene Ontology annotation, biological process: G protein-coupled receptor signaling pathway.